CUAGCACUGCCAUUUGCAUCUGACAACACUAAUCCGUGACACGGUGACGCAGAAUUUUCCUCCGGAGUUUCACAGCGUGAAAAAUCAUGGAUUUUGGUGAUAAUUUCGAUCAACCCGAAGUGGAUCCGGCCGCUGAGUUCCUCGCCAGGGAGCAGAGCGCCUUGGCAGGCUUGGAGGACGAACUCCCACCAACAGCGGCCGCUCAGCCAGAGAAAGUCAAGACGGAAGACAAUGGCACACUGGAGUCAUCUGAGAGCUUUGAAAUGAUCAAUAACAUUGAGUCUCACGAGCAGACUAACGCCAAUGAAGAUGAUUCUAACGAUUUCGAAAUUAGCUAUCGUUCAGCCAAGCCACCGAUGGAGGAGCCAGAGAAGAUCAAGAAGUGGCGCGAGGAUCAGAAGAAGCGUCUGGAGGAGAAGGACCGCGAUGAGGAGAAGAAAAAGGAGGAGCUAAAGGUGCAGGCGAAGAAGGAGCUCGAGGACUGGUAUAAGCAGCACGAGGAGUCCAUCACGAAGACCAAGUCCUCGAACAGGGAGUCCGCCAAGAACGCAGAGAAGAACUUUGUGGCCGAGUCGACGGAAAUUGAGCCCGGAACGGAGUGGGAGCGCAUCGCGAAGCUGUGCGACUUCAAUCCUAAGGCCAGCAAGACGAGCCGCGAUGUGUCGCGGAUGCGAUCGAUCAUCCUGCAGCUAAAGCAGAAUCCCGUGGCAAUUAAGCGCGCUUAAAGCAUUCCCAGCAUUAUUCUUGGAGACUAUUUGUGUCCUCUCUUCUCACAGUAAAUAAUAAUAAUGGAUCUAGACUUCCACUUG
Molecule: messenger RNA, 809 nt
Organism: Phlebotomus argentipes
Lineage: Eukaryota; Metazoa; Arthropoda; Insecta; Diptera; Psychodidae
Gene: Clc
Product: clathrin light chain
Exons: 6
Coding region: 87-725 (212 amino acids)
Biological process (GO): clathrin coat assembly; clathrin-dependent endocytosis; intracellular protein transport
Cellular component (GO): synaptic vesicle membrane; postsynaptic endocytic zone cytoplasmic component; clathrin coat of coated pit
Molecular function (GO): clathrin heavy chain binding; structural molecule activity
Source: RefSeq, a predicted model, not a curated record